Molecule: messenger RNA, 789 nt
Organism: Malus domestica (apple)
Lineage: Eukaryota; Viridiplantae; Streptophyta; Magnoliopsida; Rosales; Rosaceae
Product: brassinosteroid-responsive RING protein 1-like
Source: RefSeq, a predicted model, not a curated record
AGUCUAUAGAAACACGACCUGGUUGCUCUCUCUCUAGAAAAACGCCCCCUUUCUCUCCCUAAAACGCCGCCAUGGGCUUCCCAGUGGGAUACACAGAGGUCUUCAUCUUCCCCAACCUCUUUAUCCACACUCUUUCUCUCCUCGGUUUCAUCCGAAACCUCAUUUUCGCUCUCUUCCACUUUCUGGGUCUCUCCGAAUUUCUCGAAACCGACGUUGUUUGGCCGGAGACCCGGUCACACCUGCUGGAAAACCCAUCCUCGUCGGCCCUCCUGAUCCGGGAAUUUCUCCCCGUCGUCAAAUUCCGCGACGUAGCCGGAGACCCGCCGGAGAGCUGCGCCGUUUGUCUGUACGAGUUCGAGGUGGAGGACGAGAUCAGGUGCUUGACGAAUUGCAAGCACAUUUUUCACCGGGCGUGUUUGGACCGUUGGAUGGACCACGACCAGAAGACCUGUCCGCUUUGUAGGAUGGCCUUCGUGCCCGAUGAGAUGAGCGACGAGUUUAAUCAACGGCUCUGGGCCGCCUCCGAGAUUCACCAAGAUUAUUACAGUGAGUACAGUUCGGUUUGAGGAAGCUGGAAUUGUGUUUUUUUGUUUUUAUACUUUUUAAUUGGUGAAAUUUCACCAUGUAAUGUAUAUACACAUGAAAAUUUGGUGCCAAAUAAAUAAAAUUUGAUGCCAAAUUUGAAGAAGAAAAAGAAAAACAGGGAAAGGAGAGAAAAUUUUGGAUAAUUUCUUUCUUUUGUGUUUAUAUAUUUUGAUAUUGGAAAUACAAAUGCUACAUGAUUCUCCA